GAUUGGGCCUCUCACAACCUGGGAAUCUUCAUCUGUUUAAACUGUUCAGGAAUCCAUCGCAAUAUUCCCCAAGUCAGCAAAGUGAAGUCAGUCCGUUUAGAUGACUGGGAUGAUGCUCAAGUUGAGUUUAUGGCCUCGAAUGGAAACAAUGUAGCAAAAGCAAAAUAUGAGUCCAAGAUGCCACCAUUUUAUUACAAGCCAACAUUUCUUGACUGUCAACUGCUGCGUGAACAGUGGAUCAGAGCCAAAUACGAAAGAAAAGAAUUCAUUCACAGUGAGAAGCAAGAACCCUAUUCUGCAGGAUACCGAGAAGGAUUCCUGUGGAAGAGAGGACGUGACAACGGACAGUUCUUGAGCCGCAAAUUCGUGUUGUCGGAGCGGGAAGGGGCGCUGAAAUACUUCAACAAAAAUGACGCAAAAGAACCCAAAGCAAUUAUGAAGAUUGAACACUUAAAUGCGACUUUCCAGCCUGCAAAAAUAGGGAACCCGCAUGGACUGCAGAUCACUUACUUGAAGGACAAUAGCACAAGGAACAUCUUUGUCUAUCAUGAAGAUGGCAAGGAGAUCGUGGAUUGGUUCAACGCCAUCCGCGCGGCGCGGUUUCAUUACCUGCAAGUGGCGUUCCCGGGAGCCAGCGAUGUCGAUCUGGUGCCAAAGCUUUCCAGAAACUACCUGAAGGAAGGGUACAUGGAGAAGACGGGGCCAAAGCAGACGGAGGGCUUCAAGAAGCGCUGGUUCACCAUGGACGACCGGCGCCUCAUGUACUUCAAGGACCCCCUGGACGCCUUCGCCAGGGGGGAGGUCUUCAUCGGGAGCAAGGAGAACAGCUACAAGGUCCUGGAGGGGCUGCCGCCGGCCACGCAGGGCAAUCACUGGCAGCACGGCAUAACCAUCGUCACCCCCGACAGGAAGUUCCUCUUCGCCUGCGAGACGGAGGACGACCAGCUGGAGUGGAUUACGACCUUUCAGAAGGUGAUCAGCCGGCCGAUGCUGCCGCAGGAAUACGCAGUGGAAGCCCACUUCAAGCAUAAACCUUAGAUGGGACUGGGCAGGCCGGAGGAAUGAGCUUCUGUUUACAACACAACGUGGUUUUAUUUGAAAUGCUAAAAAAAAAAAAAUAACAACAGUAAUACUCCCCUUUCCCCUCAUCAUUGACUUGAUCGUGUUGGAAGCCAAGGACAACGGCGCGAGGCCAGGGACGAUGCUGGUGUCCCCCUUGCCAGGGCGCUGUCCCCGGCGGUGCCCGGGCUCCCCGGCGGCCUCGUCCCACGCGCAGCCGGUUGGAGGGUCCCUCCACACCAGGUCAUCCCCGGCUUGGGGCCAUGGCCCCGGACUGGCCCACGUGUCCCGCAGCAGCGCCCCAGCCUCCAGGGCCACCACGUCGCUGCCAGUGCCCACGGCCUCCUCCUCGGCUGCUGCGAAACCAGACGGGUUGGAAAUGGGUGACUUGUGGAGGAGGGAAGGAGACCGCGCCCUUUCCUUCUGUGUCACCCAGACCUCCUUCCCAAGGCGUUUCAGCAGCUGAUCCGUUGGAUGGUGCGGAGGGUUUGGUAACCUGUUUUUUCUUCUCUGCAGUCUUGUUAUUUUGGGUCAGGGAUGGGUGUGAUCUGGGUCAGGCUUUGGCAGCAGCUCUGAGCCAGCAGGGCUCGUGGCCGGGAGCA
Molecule: messenger RNA, 1661 nt
Organism: Nothoprocta perdicaria
Lineage: Eukaryota; Metazoa; Chordata; Aves; Tinamiformes; Tinamidae
Gene: ADAP1
Product: ArfGAP with dual PH domains 1
Exons: 10
Coding region: 130-1038 (302 amino acids)
Biological process (GO): positive regulation of GTPase activity
Cellular component (GO): plasma membrane; intracellular membrane-bounded organelle
Molecular function (GO): GTPase activator activity; phosphatidylinositol bisphosphate binding
Source: RefSeq, a predicted model, not a curated record